Molecule: messenger RNA, 714 nt
Organism: Cylicocyclus nassatus
Lineage: Eukaryota; Metazoa; Nematoda; Chromadorea; Rhabditida; Strongylidae
Source: the annotation of a GenBank genome assembly
AGAAAUGGCCUGGGAACCAGAAUCAUCCCUUCGCUAUGGCGGAGCACAAGCCGCUCACAGUGACGACGUCGAUGAGGAAGAGGCAAAGAAGAUCGCUGAACGCAAUCGCAAGAAGGAGGAAGUGCGUAGACGGCUGGAAGAGGCCUCAAGGGCCAAGAAGGCCAAGAAAGGUUUCUUGACUCCUGAAAGGAAGAAGAAGCUGAGGAAACUUCUUAUGAUGAAAGCUGCUGAAGAUUUGAAACAGCAGCAGAUGUUAAAAGAACAAGAAAGACAACGUAUUCUCCAGGAGAGAAUCAUUCCAUUGCCAGAUCUUGAUGAAGCCAGCGAUCUUGAAUCCAUCUACAAUCAAAUGCGUAAACGUCUUAUCGAGCUGGAAAGUGAAAACUAUGACAUUUCUUAUACCGUACGACAGAAGGACUUCGAAAUUAAUGAGCUGACCAUCGCUGUGAACGAUCUUCGUGGAAAAUUCGUCAAGCCAACCCUGAAGAAGGUUUCCAAGACCGAUAGCAAAUUCGACAAGCUGAAGAAGAAGGAAGCUGCUAAGGUGGACUUCCGUUCCAAUUUGAAGACCGUCGACAAAAACCAAUUCGCCAUGAAGGAGGAGGAGAACAAGGAGAAAGCGAAGGCUGAUUGGGCAAAGUAAUUUUUUUUAUUCAAACCUUUUUGCGACAUGUUCAUAUUGAUACGACUAUUGAAGAUUUUCAAGUACUGGAG